Molecule: messenger RNA, 7085 nt
Organism: Cicer arietinum (chickpea)
Lineage: Eukaryota; Viridiplantae; Streptophyta; Magnoliopsida; Fabales; Fabaceae
Product: protein virilizer homolog
Biological process (GO): mRNA modification
Cellular component (GO): RNA N6-methyladenosine methyltransferase complex
Molecular function (GO): RNA binding
Source: RefSeq, a predicted model, not a curated record
AUUGAUAAAAGUUCCCUUUCCCUCCCCUCUCUCUCACAGAGGUCGGUGACAGACCCAAACGAGAAAGACAGAACGCUUGCAUAACACAAAACCCUAGAAUUUCAAUUUUCGCAUGUUCGUCUUCUCUCAAUCCCAAUUUCAAAUCUUCAAUGGGUCGACCCGAACCAUGUGUUCUCUUCUCUCAGACCUUCGUUCACUCACAUCUCGAUGAGUACGUCGACGAGGUCGUUUUUAAUGAACCUAUUGUAAUCACCGCGUGUGAGUUCUUGGAACAGAGUGCGACAUCGGUUGCUCAAGCAGUACCACUUGUUGGGGCAACUUCACCUCCAUCAUUUGCCAUAGAGGUCUUUGUUCAUUGUGAGGGAGAGACGAGGUUUAGAAGACUUUGCCAGCCUUUUCUCUAUUCACAAUCAUCAUCAAAUGUAUUAGAAGUAGAGGCUGUUGUCACUAGUCAUCUAGUUGUGAGGGGCAGUUAUCGCAGUUUGAGCAUGCUUAUAUAUGGGAACACAGCUGAGGAUUUGGGUCAGUUCAACAUUGAAUUUGAUGACAACGCAUUGACUGAUCUUGUUGAUUCUACUGAGGGGAGGCUGGAAGACCUGCCACUUGCAUUGCAUUCUACUAAUUUUAUGGAAGAUUCACGCUUUUCUUUGAGUGUCUUGUCUAUUCCAGUUGCUGCGGCAGAUAUUUCUCUUGAAGUCAAACUUUUUUUACAGUUGAUGUUAAAGAUUUUGGAAUUUUCAGAGCUUGGGAAUGAUGGACCUAUUGGGGAUGAUGGCCAUAAAGUUGUAAGUACUGUAGUAUCUGCAAUCUCUUCCUACAUUUCUGGUGACAUAUGUGAAUCAAUCAGUGGAAGUUUGAAGAGAGCUGAGAAGUUUGAAGAGUUGCAUAAUGUUGUUAAUGAGGCACGAAAAGAGCUCCUUGAGGUUUAUAGGGUUUUCCGGCAAAAAUUUGGGAGCGAAUCCUCUGAAUGUUCAUCAGAAGGAAAUUAUUCUGAACUGGAGGCUGAAAUAUUGGAUUCCAAAACAUUGGUGGAUAUGUUUAACCAGAUUAAUCACUUUAGAAGACAGUCUUCAUAUAUAGGAGAUCACUUUCUUUCUCGGAGUGAGCAUGCUCUAUUAGGAUUGAGCAUGGCUUAUUUACUAUGUUCUGGUAGGCAGAGCUGUUUUCAGUUUGUUAAUGGUGGGGGAAUGCAGCAGAUUGCAAUGUUUUUUUCCAAGGAUUGGCAGAAUUCUACUACUAUUAUGCUUCUGCUUCUCGGUGUUGUAGAGCGGGCUACUAGGUAUUCUGUUGGAUGUGAAGGCUUUUUAGGUUGGUGGCCUCGGGAAGAUGAGAGUAUCCCCUCUGGUGUCAGUGAAGGUUAUAGCCAUUUGCUGAAGUUGAUACUAUCGAAACCUCGGCAUGAUGUUGCCUCUCUUGCAACCUAUUUGCUUCAUCGCUUACGAUUUUAUGAAGUUGCUUCAAGAUAUGAGUCUGCAGUUUUGUCUGUGCUGGGAAACACAAGUGCUUUUGGCAGGGUUACAGAUGUUGCUUUGAAUAUGCUCAGUUCAGCUGAAAUUCUGCUCAGAAAGCUCCUGAAAUUGAUAAAUUCACGUGGUCCAAUUGAAGAUCCUUCUCCUGUGGCUUGUGCAAGUAGAUCACUGAUUACUGGUCAAACAGAUGGAUUGUUGUCAUAUAAAACAACUUCCAACUUGAUCAGCUCUUCAAGUUGUUGCUUUUCAGAUUGGGAUAUUGAUUCACAUUUAUUGGGACUGUUGAAGGAGAGGGGAUUUCUUUCAUUAUCAACUGCGUUGUUGUCAUCAUCUAUACUGCGCGUGGAAGGGGGUCAUAUCAUGGAGAUAUUCAUGGAUGUUACAUCAUCUAUUGAGGCUGUGAUUCUAUCAUUUCUUUUUUGUCGUUCAGGCUUGAUAUUCCUAUUACAGGAUCCUGAACUAUCUAGUACUCUAAUCCAUGCCCUUAGGAGUGGUCAUCAUGGCAACAAGGAAGAUUGUAUUCCUCUUCGAUAUGCUUCCGUUUUGAUUUCGAAAGGUUUCUUUUGUAGUCCAGUCGAGAUAGGAAUGAUAAUUGGGAUGCAUCUAAAAAUGGUUAAUGCCAUUGAUUGUUUGCUUUCAUCAAAUCGACAAUCAGAAGAGUUCUUAUGGGUUGUGUGGGAACUGUCUGCUCUCUCAAGGUCUGAUUGUGGGCGCCAAGCAUUGCUUGCUUUCGGAAAUUUUCCAGAGGCCGUUUCCAUCUUGAUUGAAGCAUUAAGUUCUACAAAUGAAUCUGAACCUGUUGGAAAAAACGGUGGAUCUUCAGCAGUAAAUCUUACAAUAUUUCAUUCAGUUGCUGAGAUUAUUGAAGCCAUUGUUACUGAUUCCACAUCAUCAUCUUUGGGCUCUUGGAUUGGACAUGCUAUAGAACUUCAUAGGGCUUUGCAUUUCUCCUCUCCAGGUUCUAACAGAAAAGAUGCUCCCUCACGAUUGUUGGAAUGGAUAGAUGCUGGUGUAGUAUACCACAAACAUGGGGGUAUUGGUCUCCUACGUUAUGCUGCUCUAUUGGCUUCUGGAGGAGAUGCUCAGUUAACUUCGACUAGUGUCCUAGUUUCAGAUUUGACUGAUGUUGAAAAUGCUGUUGGAGAAUCUUCCAGUGGCUCUGAUAUCAAUGUCAUGGAGAAUCUUGGAAAGUUUAUAUCUGACAAGUCUUUUGAUGGCGUUACUCUUCGUGAUUCUUCACUGUCACAGUUGACAACAGCAUUAAGGAUUUUGUCUUUUAUUUCUGAGAACCCGACUGUUGCUGCUUCUCUCUAUGAUGAAGGUGCUGUUACAGUUAUUUAUGCCAUUUUGGUCAACUGCAGAUUCAUGCUUGAGAGGUCCUCAAACAAUUAUGAUUACCUUGUAGACGAGGGUACAGAAUGCAAUGCUACAUCAGACUUACUAUUGGAACGCAAUCGUGAGCUGAGCAUAGUUGAUCUUUUGGUUCCUUCUCUGGUGCUACUGAUUACACUUCUGCAGAAAUUACAGGAAGCAAAGGAACAACACCGGAAUACAAAAUUAAUGAAUGCUCUUUUAAGAUUACACGGGGAAAUAAGCCCCAAGCUAGCUGCAUGUGCAGCAGAGUUAUCAUCUCCAUAUCCUGAUUAUGCGAUUGGUUAUGGAGCCGUCUGUCAUUUUAUUGCGUCAGCCCUUGCCUUUUGGCCAGUACAUGGCUGGAGUCCAGGUCUUUAUCACACCCUUCUUGCCAGCGUUCGGGGUACUUCGUUGCUGACUCUAGGUCCAAAAGAAACAUGCAGUUUGCUCUACCUUUUGAUUGAUUUGUUUCCUGAGGAAGAUAUAUGGCUUUGGACUGGUGGAAUGCCUUUGUUAACUACACGAAGAAUGUUGGCUGUUGGAACCCUGUUAGGGCCUCAGAUGGAGAGGCGUGUCAACUGGUAUUUGGAAUCUGCACCCCUUGAGAAGCUGGUUGUCCAGUUGGCACCACACCUUGACAAAAUUGCAGAGAUUGUACAGCAUCAUGCCAUUUCUGCAUUAAUAGUCACCCAAGAUCUGCUGCGUGUUUUUGUAACUCGCAUUGCUCGCCAAAAUGCUAAUUAUGCAUCUAUGCUCUUGCAACCAAUAUUGUCAUCGAUCACAAGUCAUGUUUCAGAAUCAUCUCCAUCGGAUACUGAUGCAUACAAGGUUUUGAGGCUUCUUGAUUUUCUUGUCAGCCUAUUAGAGCAUCCACUUGGCAAGGGCUUAUUGUUGAGGCUGGGCACUCUUCAGACGCUAAUGAAGGUACUGGAUAGAUGUUUUGUCAUUGUUGACGUUGAUACAAAGUCAGCUCCUGAUGGUAGAAGUUCUGCAAAGGGCAGUUUUAAUUUUUUUAGUUGGUGUCUCCCGGUAUUCAAGUUUAUCACGCUUCUUUUUAAUUCUGAAACUUCUCGAUAUUACACUCGAAGACAUGACUUUAAAAAAUUUGACAGGAUGAGUGACGAAGAUUAUGCUCUCAUUUUACGUUAUCUUUUGAAGAGUUGCCAGGUCCUACCUGUUGGAAAAGAGUUACUGGCUUGUCUUAUAGCUUUCAAAGAAUUAGCUUCAUGUAGUGAAGGUCAAAUGGCAUUUGAAGCAACUCUUUCUGGUAUCCACCAUUAUGCUCGUGAACUUGAUUCUCAGAAAGAUGAUAUGGAUGUCAAUAUUCCAAGUAUAGUGGAAUGGAGAAAAUGCCCUCCUUUACUCAACUGUUGGAUGAAUUUGUUGAGAUCAAUUGACCCAACGGAGGAUUUGUCAUCUUAUGGAAUUGAAGCUGUCUAUGCUUUAUCUGUGGGGUCUCUGCACUUUUGCCCGAAUGGGGACAGUUUGAUUUCUGACAGAGUUGUUGCAUUGAAGUACCUCUUUGGGAUUUCUGAUGAUGUGACAAGAUCAUUUGACUUUCCUGAAGAAAAUAUAAAUUACAUACUAGAAUUGAGUACUAUGUUAAGUUCAAAGGCUACUGUGAAUGACUGUAUGGUCACGUCUCACUUGCAAAUCCCAUUAUACCAGGUUUCUGAUUCAGUCAAGUCAUUGUCCUUAGUAUUGCAAAGGCCUGUUGGUUCCAUGAAGUUGGGUGAUGUUUUGCCCCAAAAUGAUGUUUUAGAUUUUCCGAAGACACAUCACAUGCUUGAAAACAGUGUUGACAAGAUCGACGAUCAUCUUUACGUUGGAGGGCUUGGUGACAAAUUUCUUUGGGAAUGCCCAGAAACGUUACCUGAUAGAUUAACACAGACAAAUCUUGCUGCCAAAAAGAAACUGUCAGCAAUGGAUGGACCAGCUAGACGGGGUAGAGGAGAAAGUUAUCAAGCCGAUAUCUCUUCUCAAAAUGCUUUUUCACGAGGCUUAGCUCAGUCUACUGUUUCAUCUGGCCCUACACGUAGGGAUGCCUUCCGACAGCGAAAGCCGAAUACCAGCAGACCGCCAUCUAUGCAUGUGGAUGACUAUGUGGCAAGGGAGAGAAAUGUUGAAGGGGUUACUAACGUAAUAACAGUGCCACGAGCAGGAUCUACCGGUGGGAGACCUCCAUCAAUUCAUGUGGAUGAAUUUAUGGCAAGACAAAGGGAACGCCAGAACCCUUCAGCAACCGUAGUGGGAGAAGCAGUGGGACAUCUAAAAAAUGCUUCUCCUGUAAAAGCUACAGAUAUAGAGAAGUCAAACAAAUCUAAACAAUUAAAAACGGAUCUUGACGAUGAUCUUCAAGGAAUUGAUAUAGUUUUUGAUGGAGAGGAGUCCGACUCUGAUGACAAGUUGCCAUUCCUUCAGCCAGAUGAUAACUUACAGCAGCCUGCACCUGUUAUAGUUGAGCAAAGUUCUCCCCACUCAAUUGUUGAAGAGACAGAAAGUGAUGCUGUUGAUAGCAGUCAAUUUUCUCAUAUGGGUACUCCAUUAGGAUCUAAUAUUGAUGAAAAUGCUCAGAGUGAGUUUUCUUCAAAGGUUUCUGGUUCGCGACCUGAUAUGUCAUUGACUCGUGAAUCAAGUGUUUCUUCGGAUAGGAAGUAUGGUGAGCAGGCUGAUGACUCAAAGAAUGUUCUUCAACCUAAGAUAUCUGGCGGUUACGAUUCUGCAGCAUCAAAUAGUUCAUAUCCAGCAUCUCUUUACAACAAUCCAUCUGCAACAUCUAUGCAGUUACCAGUUGAAUCAAGGAUUGCUUCUCAGAAUUUCUAUUCAAAAAACAGUCCGCAACAUGGUGGUAUUUCUGCUGGGUCUCAAGGACUAUAUGAUCUGAGAUUUUUUUCGAACCAACCUCCUUUACCGCCCAUGCCACCCCCACCAACAGUCUCACCUGUAAUAUCACAUGCUACCGAUUCCAUGCCCGGCCAGUCAUCCUCAUUCGCUAAUUCUCCGGCAGGCUCACGGCGUCCAGUAGCAUUCCAAGUUCAGUCGGAUUAUUCAUCUCCAUUCAACAACGGUUCCAAUGCAUCUCCUGUUCCGAUGCCAGAUUCCAAAUAUUCUAGGAACUCUGCAUCUUCCCCUAGUGGACCUAGUAGACUGGCUCCCCCCCUUCCUCCUACACCACCUCCUUAUGCAUCUAGUUCAUAUAACUUAUCAUCUAUUAAAACUUCUGCCUCCCAACCUGCUCCAUAUAAUCAGUCAAGUAUUGGGACUACUGAACUUUCCCAGGCCUCAGCUGGUCCUUCGGGAGCCAGAUUGUCGUCAUAUCCACUAAAUCCUUCAAUGAUGUCCUUGGGGUUCAGUAGGCCAACAUCUAUGCCAUUGACUCUCUAUGGUAACACCUCAAAUCAGCAACAUAGUGAAAACCAUCCAAGCUUCUUGCAUAACAUGUCUGUCCCCCAAGGUUCCUUUCAGUCUAUGCAUUCAGUUACUCAGUUGCAGCCACUACAGCCCCCUCAGCUUCCACGUCCUCCGCAGCCACCACAGCUCCAUAGGCCACCUGUUCAAACUUUGCCGCAGUUGGAUCAAGGGAUGGCUGUGCAGAGCAAUGCUCAAGUGCACGAGUUACAGAUGCUGCAGCAGUCUCAGGUUUCUUCAAUGCAGACAUAUUAUCAAACCCAUCAGCAACAACAGUUUUCACAUGAACUGCAACAGCAGCAAGUUCAACAUACUCAACAAGCAGGGGAUGCUCAGUCGCAAGAGUAUUCGGAUGCUGGAAUGUCAUUGCAUGAGUAUUUCAAGUCUCCAGAGGCCAUUCAGUCUUUGUUGAGUGACCGGGACAAACUUUGCCAGCUGUUGGAGCAGCAUCCAAAAUUAAUGCAGAUGCUUCAGGAAAAGCUGUAGCAGCAAAAUGACCAUGUAGAACCUCAGAAGCACAGCUAUUUGCAUAGUUCAUACCUGUAAAUGUCCUUAUUGAUUGUCACCACAUGAGUGGUGGUGAUGUUUGUGCAUCAGCCACCAAUCAUAAGCCACCGAAAUUUUGUGUUAAUAUGUGUACAUUUUGACAUUUUUUAAUUUGUUCCAAUGCUAGUGCACAUUUUGGACGACGAUGCUUAUGGCUGUAGAGUGGGUCCUGGUGAAAUAACUGGUCCCUAUAUUUAAUGGUUCUAUUCAUUAUGCUGAUUGUUGUAUUUAGUACUGUACAUAACUAUUGCUCUUUGAAUCUUUUCAAAUGUAACAUUCCAUUACAUAAUUUUUGCUGACGUUUGUUCA